AAAAUGUAAAAACUUUUGAUUUCCAAACUUCGCGAAAUUCUGCCGCUAAAAAGUUGUACUUUCUAUUUUUCGGUGUAUUUAACAAUAUUUUUGUAAAAGUGAACUCAUUAUUUGUACUUAUUCACCUCCUAUAUCGUUGAAAUCAUGGUUGACGCAGACGAAAUAGAUAUUGACGAUUACGCAGGACAAGUUGUGCUGUAUCUUCUGUCACAGCAAUGCAAAAACUCGACGGUCAAGAAACCCGAACUAAUCAAAGCUGUCUUGCCAGACUUAGGUCGUAAAAAUAUCAAAGCAAUUUUUGACGAAGCUAAGAAUAGCUUGAAGAAAAUCCAUGGAGCGAACUUAAUCGAAUUGGAGGAAAGUACCAAACAACUUAUGCUCGUGAACGCAGUUCCCACCGAUCCCCCUUUGAACUGGAGCGAUGAAAUUAGAAAACAACAGGCUAUACUUCUACCGGUCUUAUCUCUUAUAUUCAUGAGCGGAGGUUCGGCUCCUGAAAACGACGUUAAAACCUUGCUGAGGAAAUUGAGGAUUAUCAAUGACAAUGAGCUUUCUUACGAUAGUGAAGAAUUCGGUGAUGUUGAAAAGAUACUAAAAAAUGUUUUAGUUAGUCAACGUUACCUGAAUUAUGGCACUACCAAGCCCCGAAACGCAGCAGAAAAAGAUGUUCCGAUCAGUGUUUUUACUUGGGGUAUUAGAUCCGAAUUAGAAAUCAGCAAGGAGAAAAUACUGAAGUUCGUCAGCGAUGUGUAUGGAGUGGAUGUUACCAACUGGCCCGAUCAGUUGGCGUCGUUAAACAGAUAGAGCGAAUAUCUACGUACCCAUAGAAAUUGAGAUUCAUGACCAGCAAUUAUGGAAUUGUUGUCGAAAGUGCGUUUACACUCUUCUCUUCUCUUCAAAUCACUAGAUAAUCGACCGCAGGAUCAGAGCUUCGGACUUCAUCUUCCUGAUUCUAAUUCAAAUAUCAGCAUACCUGUAGUGAUUGCGAUUCAUGACCAGCAAUUAUGGAAUUGUUGUCGAAAAUACGCUUACACUCUUCUCUUCUCUUCACAUUACUGGAUAAUCGAGUAAAAACAGCUGCAACCAAAGACAAAUAACGUAAUCGAAUAAUUUCUUUUAUAACUGGUAUUGAUAAGAUACACUCUAGAGUUAUUAAUUUAUUUCUCAAUUUAUUAAUUAUUCAAUUUUUAACGAUGAAUGAUUGACACCGUAUGUAUCAAUCCAAUUUUUUCCUAAUUUUACUUAUAAAAAUUACGAUCGACACACGCAUGUAAGAUCCGUCUUUUACUUUAGAAUUACUUUUAAAAUGAAUGAUUGACAUCUAUAUGCCAUAAUCGAGAAUUUUUUUUACUCAAAAUUAAUCUAUUUUUUAUUCGGAAUGAUUAACAUUUACCUGCAAUUGUCCAUAUUGCUCUGUUAGGGAAAUCCAAAUUUGACUUCGAUGGCAGGACUUUGAUCAUUCCUCCAUUCUAAUAGCGUCGCGUAGUUUGAAAAUUGAGAUCUUUUUUCACCACCUAAGAACAAAUUUUUCCAAUUUUUUCAAUAUUUUUUUUGUAGUUUUUCUAAAUUUUUUUUUACAAAAAACAGAGUGACAUAAAAUUUAUUUUUCAUAAAAUAGUCGAAUAUUACUUAUCAUAGGAUAGUAAUUCUUCAUAUCUCGCCUUUGAUUUUGAUUUUUUUGAAUUCUUCUUUUGAUUUUGGAAUCUUCAAGGUCACUUCUGUGAACAGAAAAACAAAAUCACUCGAGUUAAAAUUCUAAAAAUGUUGCAGAAUCGUGUAAAAAUAUAGAAUAGGGAUACUUACUUCUUCUUUACCGGAUCAGUCUUGAUAUCUGCAACAAAAAACAUACACAAAUUUAAAAAAUGUAGGUCUUAAUAAAAACUUAUACUUACGAUGACGAUACCAUACCUUCUACCGUCUGCUUAAUUUAAAACCUGAAAUAGAAAUUUACCCUUCAUAGGAAAAACCCAAAAUUAAUAGGCUCAAAAUUUUGAUAUUUUUUUUAUGCCAAAAUUAAGAAGAGAGCAUUUGAUUUUGAGCUCCAAAUAGAUUUUGCCUCAAAUUUUCUAGUCGAAAGUUCUAAAUUUUUUCUGCUACUGACAUAGGUGUCUAUAGCCUUAAUCAUCUCUUGGUGUUGUCAAAGUGUUUGGCGUACGCUCUGGUUAUUGUACCUUCGCUGACUUAGUAAUUUCUUGAAAUUCUUCACAAGCGUUGGAUCAUUGCUAGAGAUGCAAAAAACACUUUCUCUAUUCAUACACCUCAUUCUCCCACCCUCCGAUCCGGCCCUUUUGGCAAAUGUUUACUGUAAUGAAAUUGAUUACAGCGAAAUAGUCUGCAGAUCAUCGCGGCAAAUUACGGAGGGGCAUAGGGUCACUCCCCUCAGAUGGGGGGUGAGUGGCGGGGUUCAGGUGUGCGUUGGAGGCACUUUGCUCUAUGGUUUUUGGAGUCCGUAUUUUACCUCGGUGCUCUACCCCGUAGCUAAACCUACGAAGGGGCAUAUGAUAUAGGGCAUACUGCCUCCAUCGCCUAAAGGGGGAUGAUUUUGUGAACCCCUUAAACUGAUAAGUUUGGGAACGUGUUAUUUACGAAGGGUAAAAUACUCUAAAUAGUUAGCAAUUUGUCAUCAAGUAAAUGACAGAUUUAUGAUGACAAGUUAGGUCUUUUUAUCGAGCUCGCGCCGCGAGCUUAUUAUUUAAAAUAGGGAAAAAUGCCGACAAAGAUCUUAGCCUUUGGUCACGUGACUAUCUUAAAAAAUUAUAUAUACAAGUAGUCCGCGGCAUUUUCUCCACUUAGUUCCGUUUCCUGCAGUAAGAUGGUUCUUCGUCAUUUAGUAAUAAGUUUUUAUUUGUUAACACCUCGCGUGUGAAAUUUAUUUAAUUUGAUUUAUACGAUCAAUUGAUCCGAUGAUCAAUUGUAUUGGCGUUCUUUUCGGUAGUUUGAGGUGUAACUGGUCACCUGUAAAUUACGCGAAGUGUUACGUGAAAUCUCGUUUAGUUAAGGUGCCAUCGUCGUCCUUAGUGUUGGUAGGACCCAUGAUAGAGAUGGUCAAUAUGGACAGUUUUCAGGUAAAUGUUAAAGCGCAUUUAUCAUCAAGGUAAUUGGCUUAUUACUAAUUAUUGUAAUAGGUAGGUAUGUGGAAUCGGAGAAUUCCAUACCUACCUAAUAUUUUAUCAAUGGUGUUUUGCAUGACUUCAUCGUGUAUUUUGUGUAUAGGUUUCUUAUUUUUCUACUCGUGAGCAUUCCCUAAAUAGGAGGAAUGCUACGAGGAAAUUAAUUAAGUGCACUCGGUACUAGUUAUAAAUUAUGCAUUAUACUUCCUUAUGACAGAUCGUAGUAGACGUAGGCUACCGAUUGGUAGAACCAAGGUCCUAUGUAUAAAUACGUUAUAAUAAAUUCUUUAAAUUGUAAUGUAGGUUUUAUUCAUUUCAACGUUCAUUACAUAGAUUUUUGCGUAGUUAAGUCAGGUUAUUGGUUAGAUAGAGAGUCUUGAGCUAUCCAGGCAAAAUAGGGAAAUAUUCACCUCCUAAGGUGAUAUUUCUAAAACUCACUAGCAUAGGAAAACAAAUAUUUCCUCCUCUCCUUCUACUCAGUAAUUCCUGGUCUAACUAUGUCAAAGUCGCUUAUCUUCUAGAAAUUGCCAAAAAGUAUCACUUUUUUGCCAAUGAUUCCCAAAAAGUCCUGAAUUUUGCUGAAAUUGUCAAUCUUGUUUUUUUUUCACUUUUCUAAAAUUCUCCCCUUUUAGCAAAAUUGUCGUCUGGUUGGAAAAAUUGCAAAAAUUAUCUCUUUGUUGCCGAAGAUUGCCCAAAAAUCUCGCUUUUUCAAGAAAAAGUGUUGAAUCAGUUUAUAACUUUUUAAUAUGAGAAACCAGAAAAUUUCAAUUUGUAGUUAAUGUUCUGCUUUUUCGGUAUAAAAAAUUAAUGUUUUGCUCGCGUUUUAUCAUUAUCACUUUUUUGGUUACAUUGUGGUUAUUUUUUUUGAGCUUUUCUUGUUACUAAAGUUACUUUUCGAGCUUUUUUGGUUACUAAAGUUAAAUUUUUUUGGAAAAAUUCAUAAUAAGACUUGAACUUUUUGUGAGCAAAGAAAAAUUGUAUUUCAAUGCUGCUAAAUUUUUUCAACAUUUUUUAGACACCUUACAAUCAUUUUAAAGCUCGAAAAUUUAACUCAUCAUCUGUAGCUUAUUUUUCAACUUUCAGGUCAUUUCACCCCCUUUCUUUCUUUCAACUCAUCUCAAGGUCCAAAUAUCAAUCGUUACCUUAAUGCCAAAUCCGAGUAUGUCCAUCCAAAAAAACAUCGUCGUUUUGCGUCACUGAUAAGACUCUGGGAAGCCCUGAAUUGAAAAAUUUGCAUCUGAGUACAGUUAAAAUGCACCACCGAAGAUGCACGAAGCUGACCGAUGUUCAAUCAGAACUCAACGAACCCUUCCGAGCAUAUCCGAACCUUAUCAGUGAUGCGUAAAAUCGUACUUUUUUUGUAUGGACGUACUCGGAUUUGGCUUUAAGGUAACAAAUUUUACUCUGAUCAAAAAAAUUAUCGAAGACAAAUUUUGAUGUACUUUUUUGUUUUCUGGUCGAAAAAGUUGGUGCAAUUCCAAAUUAUUUCAAAUUAAAAUUCUUUAUUGUAGUCUGACAUAGUUAAUUCAUGCGCACCUGGGUAGAGGGAGAGAAGGAUAGAUUUAUGUAUUUUCCUAUGCUAGUGAGUUUUAGAAAUAUCACCUUAAGGGUGAAUAUUUCCCUAUUUGCCUGGAUAGCUCAAGACUCUCUAUCUAACCAAAAACGUGACUUAACUACGCAAAAACUAUGUAAUGAACGUUGAAAUGAAAACAACCUACAUUACAAUUUAAAGAAUUUAUUAUAACGUAUUUAUACAUAGGACAUCGGUUCUACCUAUUAGUAGCCUAAAUCUACUACGAUCCAUCAUAAGGAAGUGAAAUGCAUAAUUUAUAACUAGUACUAGAUGCACUUAAUUAAUUUCCUCGUAGCAAUCCUCCUAUUUAGGGAUUGCUCACGAGUAGAAAAAUAAGAAACCUAUACAUAAAAUACACGAUGAAUUCAUGCAAAACACCAUUGAUAAAAUAUUAGGUAGGCAUAGAAUUCUCUGAUUCCAUAUACUUACCUAUAACAAUAAUUAGUAAUAAGCCAAUUUACCUUGAUGAUAAAUGCGCUUUAACAUUUACCUGAAAACUGUCCACAUUGACCAUCUCUAUCAGUUGUCCUACUAGAGUCGGUGCAAUUUAUUUAGGCGGCUGAGCGUUCAAAAUCACAAAAGCGGGAACCAACGAGAAGCUCUGUUGAAAUUUUAGGCUGCUGACUCGGGGCCCUUGUUGGUUUCCACUUACGAAGUUGCGCGCGCACACCCGCCUAAAUAAAUUGCAUGGACUCUAAUACUAAGGACUUCGAUGGCACCUUAACUAAACGAGAUUUCACGUAACACUUUGCAUAAUUUACAGGUGUCCGGAUACACCUCAAACUACCGAAAAGAACUCCAAUAUAAUUGAUCAUCAAUUAAUUGUAUAAAUCAAAUUAUAUAAAUUUCACAUGCGAGGUGUUAACAAAUAAAAACUUAUUACUUACUAGGAUGACGAAGAACCAUCUUACUGCAGGAAACGGAACUAAGUGGAGAAAAUGCCGCAGACAACUUCUAUACUUAUAUAAUAUUUUGGGGUAGUCACGUGACCAAAGGCUAAGAUCUUUGUCGGCAUUUUUCCCUAUUUAAAUAAUCGACUCGCGGCUGCGAGCUCGAUACAAAGACCUAACUGUCAUCAUAAAUAUGUCAUCUCAAUUAAUGACAAAUUACUGUCUAUUUACCCUUUGUAAAGAACAUGUUACCAAACUUUUCAGUUUAAGGGGUUCACAAAAUCAUCCCCCUGUAGGCGAUGGAGGCAGUAUGCCCUAUAUCAAGUCGACAGCUUUCGCUGUAUUACAAUGUCAGGGCAGUACAAACAAAAAUUUAGAAAUGAAAGGAUUAAUUUUCAACAUUUUCAAAACGUUUAACCUUCUUCUACACCUCUUUACUUUUUUCUGUGAUGAAUUUGACCUUGCCCAUGGUAAAGAUGAAAAAAAGUUGAGAAAUUUAUGAAAAUUUUGUUUAAAAAGACCAUUUUUUUGUAUACUCAGCAUGAGAUUUUAACCCUUUUCGAUGUGUCAUACCGCUAAUUAAGAGAAAAAAUUGCAAAGUUAGGUUUUGAGGGGAUUAAAGCGAGGAGAGAGGAUGAAAAACAAGAGCAGUCACAAUUUUUGGUCUCAGUGUGAAAUUUUGACUUAUUUUGAUGAGUCAUACGACUUUAGGAGAAAAAAAAUCGCGCAAUGAAAUUUAGGAGAGCUAAAGCGGCGGCGGGAGAGGGGUGCUACACAAAAACAGACACCUUUUUUAGACUCAGUGUGAAAUUCCAACCUUCUUUGAUGUAUCAUAAGUAUAACUUGAUUUGAGUGAAAAAAUUCAAAGAUAAAAUUGAGGGAAAUAGAUGCUUGAGUAAGAUUAUAAGUAACUUGAUUGCGCCAAGUUGUGCUGGUCAAUUUCGACGAAUUUGACGAUUUUCGAUGAGUUAUGAUGUAAUUUGUCAAAAUAUGAAAAAAAAUAAGUGUCCUCUUCUCAUUUUCACGAAAAAAAACAUGAAAUGCUUGGAUUCUAGACUAUCUGCAAUGAGCUACAAUAAAUUGUUCAUCAAUCAUCUUUGACAUUAGUUUCCUCGUGAUAUCAGUUUUAUCAAUUCUUCCCUUCUCCAGUUUUAGCUUCCCCUCCUCCUCCUCCUCCCUCUCUUUGUCAUCUCUUCGAUUUCAAAACAUCACCGUCUUAUGAAAUAUCCAACCCAUAAAAAAAAAUCAGUACAACAAUAACAACACAAACAUAUUUUUUUUCUGUCAUUCGUUAUAAUGAUGCACAUAAUUUUCGCUAUGAUGUCUCACGUUUACCGUACUGUAUAGGUACAUGCAUUACACUAAAACACUAUAAAAAACGAGCGACGAAUAAAUUAAACUCGUUAAAUUACUCGGUCGAAUAAUUUCUCAGUUUAUUAAAUUAAUCUAAUCACGUCGACAAUCAUACAUACAUAAGGUAAUUAACAUGUACAAAUAAUAAAAAAAGUAUGUAGGCAGCGGAUAGUUGUAAUAAUCUCGCGCAAACCUAGUAAACCUACCAACCACUCCAUCAGUUUUAUUGUUUAUUUACCAAUUGUAUAAUACAUUAGGCACACUGUUAUACAACCUCGUAUACCAUUAUUUUAAUGAAGAAGAAUUUCGCCAAUGUACAAUUUUACGAUUUGCGUAGACGUAGGUAAGAAGUAAUAGGCACUAAAUUUACGUAAAUACAUACGUAGUUGUAAUGAAGAUCGAUUAAUUUUUAAGUACUACUCAGCGAAUAUCUACUGAUAAAUGGUAAGCUGACUAGAGUAGAUAACAACAACACGGUCCACGUGUUGAUGGCGUACAAUGUAGGAGCAGAAUUAUGCUGUUCUGGUUUAGGUGCAGGAUGAUCUGGCGCCGCUGGGGUGAUUUGGUCUUGAGGAGGUGCAGGUGGCUGAGGUGGGUCUACGAUCGCUGUCUCGUCUGGUAUUGGUAUAUUAGCUGCGUGAGCUUCGGCUAUUGGGAUAAAGCUUUGUUCGUAAGUGCCACUGAAGAUGUGAGCCCAUGGA
Planococcus citri (citrus mealybug) is the source of this 7627-nucleotide messenger RNA. Its product is annotated as non-structural maintenance of chromosomes element 3 homolog. NCBI's taxonomy places the organism in Eukaryota, Metazoa, Arthropoda, Insecta, Hemiptera, Pseudococcidae. The coding region runs from base 145 to 804 and encodes 219 amino acids. The transcript is spliced from 6 exons. Gene Ontology annotation, cellular component: nucleus. The record is from RefSeq and is a predicted model, not a curated record.